Messenger RNA from Ostreobium quekettii, 606 nucleotides. The record is from the annotation of a GenBank genome assembly. NCBI's taxonomy places the organism in Eukaryota, Viridiplantae, Chlorophyta, Ulvophyceae, Bryopsidales, Ostreobiaceae.
AUGGAGAACGGGGAGAAGCUCGUGAUCGGCAAGCGCUGCUACGUGGGCAACCUGGCGUGGCGGACGUCCUGGCAGGACCUGAAGGACGAGUUCCGGAAGUGCGGGACCGUGGUGUACGCCAACGUGAUGCGCACGGAGGACGGCAGGUCGAAGGGCUGGGGGAUUGUCGAGUUCGAGCACCCUGAGGAGGCGCUGAAGGCGGUGGAAACCAUGAACGGUGUGGAGAUUGGCGGGCGGCCGAUAAUGGUCCGGGAGGACAGGGAGGACCGCGACGUGAAGCAGUAUAACUCUGCGGGGAGAAACGGAGGCGGCUACGACCAGAACGAGCAGACUCCACGGAGCGGAGGCGGGGAGCACAUGGAGAUGCAGGUCGUGGUGCAUGGACUGCCUUUCAAAUACACCUGGCGUGAGCUGAAAGACCUGUUCAACGACAAGAUUGGCGGAGUGGUUCAUGCAGAGGUGGUGUAUGGACGCGAUGGGCGGAGCAGGGGAUACGGAACCGUGAGGUUCGACAGCACAGAGGCUGCGAAGAAAGCCAUCGAUGAGAUAAACAAUGCUGACCUGGAUGGCCGCCGACUGGGUGUCAAAAUGGACAAGUAUGCCUGA